UGCAAGUCGGGCGCUCACGUCAAUUGCGCAGUUGAUGUUCUAUAUUCUAUAUUUGAUUUGAGUGCUAAUAACGACGAUCGAAUUUCGUGACCUUUAAUAGGUCAGUAAAUGGCAGCCUAAGAAGGAUUAUGCGAAAGUGGACAUCUACAUAGUAGUCAAAGGCUUAUGCCAAGAACGUGCAACAGCAAUUACUCGCGAGGCUCCACGAUGUCGUGGUCUACUUAUAUCGUGCCUUAUAGCAUGUCGUGUUGGCCUUGGAAAGUAGUAAAGUAAUCCCCCAAUGUUCAUUGUAUGUCAUAGACAACGCUGCCGACUUUGACCUGCCACUCCUACGCCAUGAAGGUCCCAACUACAAUAUUAUACGGUCUCAUCGCCGCCACGGGAGUUCUCGCACAAGACAAUGAUCUACCUACCCUGAUAGCCGACGGUCCAUUUGCACUGCGCGUUAAGGGUCGUUGCAAUAGCUCAAUCGACGGAUAUUUACGCGCUGUCGACGUUUGGUCGUUCGACACUCCGCAGGCCGUACUGCACUAUGACCCUACAUCUGCUCCCGCGGCCGACAAUUCGUCGUACCGCUUCUACUUCAAUCACACGGGCAACACCCAGUCUGCCGACGGGUAUGAGCUGGGUUUUAUGGCCUCUGACAUCACUGUCGGCGAGCCGAAUGGAGUCGGACUGAUGGGAAAGGCUGCAUCCCUGCAAUACCGCCCCAACACCAACGUCGCCGUGGCCGCAUUCGGCGCCUACGCAACUACGGUCGAUUACACGGGUUUCGGCAAGGAUGGAAAGGGCUUCUUGAAUUACUAUUCUAAUGAUGCGAAUACCGUACCGGAACAACCGGCGAAUGUUUCGCUGUCGAUCAAUUACUACGAUGGAUGGGCAAUCUGCUGGCAAACGUAUUUUGCGACUACUGGGCCGACUUUGUCCUGGAUCACAACUGGCAAGCCGCAUAAUCCAACUUGCGAGCGAGUUGACUUACUCAAGGCAGAACUAUAGAUGCCAUUAUAGGUUUUCAAAUAAGUCGGGCUUCCCCCUGUUUCUAUGUAACCAGCAUAUAGAGUAUCUUGCAUCCCGUGUCUAGAAAAUAUGUAUCAUUAGGCUUAGCAAGACAGAUCAUGGUAGAUCAAGUUAUAUUUCAGGAGAAAUGGCAUUGGUUUUGUAAUUGCUACUAGACGAGAGUCUACCUUUACGCUACGUACGUUCUCAUGUACCCAAAUCUCCUAUGAUGAACACCGCAGGGUGGUUCCGAAGUUAUUGCAUACUAUUUCAUUCUUGGGCGCCGUUCUACAAUCCUUAAAGACCCUUUGUCACAACGCUACGAAUGUGGUAAUUUUUCUCAAAGACGUCAUUGAUACAGGGGGCUUAUUCCACGUUUGGAGCAUAUUCCGGUCAUAACCACAGAACGUGAUGCUCGGUC
Molecule: messenger RNA, 1417 nt
Organism: Xylaria bambusicola
Lineage: Eukaryota; Fungi; Ascomycota; Sordariomycetes; Xylariales; Xylariaceae
Exons: 3
Coding region: 337-996 (219 amino acids)
Source: RefSeq, a predicted model, not a curated record